GCGCGGGGCUCCGGCGGGCGCUGCGCUGCCCCCCCCCGCCCCGCCGGGCUGGAUAUGUGGAUGCUCACGUGAAGAUGGAUGUAGCGAUCGGGCUGCUGGGGCUGCUGACGGUUCUGCUGGAGGGCAGCUCCGGCCAAGGGGUGUACGCCCCCCCCACGGUGCGGAUCGUGCACUCGGGCCUGGCCUGCAACAUCGAGGAGGAGCGCUACUCGGAGCGCGUCUACACCAUCCGCGAGGGAGAGACCCUGGAGCUCACCUGCCUGGUCACCGGCCACCCCCGGCCACAGAUCAGGUGGACCAAAACAGCAGGAAGUGCCUCUGACAGAUUCCAAGAUUCCAGUGUCUUCAACGAAACCCUGAGGAUUUCCAACAUCCAGAGACACCAGGGAGGCCGCUACUACUGCAAGGCUGAGAACGGCCUGGGCUCCCCGGCCAUCAAAUCCAUCCGAGUGGACGUGUACUAUUUGGAUGAUCCCAUAGUCACGGUCCACCAGAGCAUCGGGGAAGCCAAGGAGCAGUUUUAUUAUGAGAAGACCGUGUUCCUCAGGUGCGUGGCCAACUCCAACCCGCCCGUGCGCUACAGCUGGCGCCGCGGCCAGGAGGUGCUGCUGCAGGGCUCCGACAAGGGAGUGGAGAUCUACGAGCCCUUCUUUACCCAGGGAGAAACCAAGAUCCUGAAGCUGAAGAAUCUACGACCUCAGGACUAUGCCAACUACAGCUGCAUCGCCUCGGUGCGGAAUGUCUGCAGCAUCCCGGAUAAAAUGGUGUCCUUCCGCCUCUCCAACAAAACUGCAUCCCCUUCCAUCAAGCUCCUCGUGGACGACCCCAUCGUGGUGAACCCUGGAGAAGCCAUCACCUUGGUGUGUGUGACCACCGGCGGGGAGCCGGCGCCCAGCCUGACCUGGGUGAGGUCUGUGGGGGUUCUUCCCAACAAGACUGUCCUGAACGGGGGCACCCUGACCAUUCCCGCCAUCACCUCUGAUGAUUCCGGCACCUACAGCUGCAUCGCCAACAACAACGUCGGCAAUCCCGCAAAGAAGUCCACCAACAUCAUCGUGAGAGCCUUAAAAAAAGGACGCUUUUGGAUCACCCCCGACCCGUACCACAAGGACGACAACAUCCAGAUCGGGCGGGAGGUGAAGAUCUCAUGCCAGGUGGAAGCCAUCCCCUCGGAGGAGCUCACCUUCAGCUGGUUCAAGAACGGGCGGCCCCUGCGCAGCUCGGAGAGGAUGGUGAUCACCCAGACCGACCCCGACGUGUCCCCAGGCACCACCAACCUGGACAUCAUCGACCUCAAGUUCACGGAUUUCGGGACCUACACCUGCGUGGCGUCCCUCAAGGGAGGCGGCAUCUCGGACAUCAGCAUCGACGUCAACAUCUCCAGCAGCACGGUGCCCCCCAACCUGACGGUCCCUCAGGAGAAGUCCCCGCUGGUGACGCGGGAAGGGGACACCAUCGAGCUGCAGUGCCAGGUGACAGGGAAGCCCAAACCCAUCAUCCUGUGGUCACGGGCUGACAAGGAGGUGGCCAUGCCCGACGGGGCCCUGCAGACCGAGAGCUACGACGGGAUCCUGCGGAUCGUCAACGUUUCCCGGGAAAUGAGCGGGACCUACCGGUGCCAGACCAGCCAGUACAACGGGUUUAACGUCAAGCCCAGAGAGGCCUUGGUGCAGCUCAUCGUGCAGUACCCCCCGGCGGUGGAGCCGGCGUUCCUGGAGCUGCGGCAGGGCCAGGGCCGCGCGGUCACCAUGAGCUGCCGCGUGCUGCGCGCCUACCCCACGCGGGUGCUGAGCUACGAGUGGCGCCUGGGCGGGCGCCUGCUGCGCUCGGGGCACUUCGACCUGCAGGACUCCACCGAGUUCACCGUCAGCAGCCUCUCCCGCGACUCCUACGGCCUCUACAACUGCAACAUCAUCAACGAGGCGGGCGCCGGCCGCUGCAGCUUCCUCGUCACAGGCAAAGCCUACGCCCCGGAGUUCUACUACGACACGUACAACCCGCUGUGGCAGAACCGGCCGCGGGUCUACUCCUACAGCCUGCAGUGGACGCAGAUGAACCCCAGCGCUGUGGAUCGCAUCCUGGCCUAUCGCCUGGGCAUCCGCCAGGCCGGGCAGCAGCGCUGGUGGGAGCAGGAGAUCACGGUGAACGGGAACAUCCAGAAGGGGGAACUGAUCACCUACAACCUGACGGAGCUCAUCAAGCCCGAGGCCUACGAGGUCCGCCUGACGCCCAUCACCCGCUUUGGGGAGGGGGACUCCACCAUCCGGGUCAUCAAAUACAGCGCUCCGGUGAAUCCACAUCUCCGAGAGUUCCACUGUGGCUUUGAGGACGGGAACAUUUGCCUUUUCACUCAAGAUGACACCGACAACUUUGACUGGACAAAACAAAGCACUGCCACGAGGGACACGAAAUACACCCCCAACACGGGGCCCAACGCCGACCGCACCGGCUCCAAGGAGGGUUUUUACAUGUACAUCGAGACGUCCCGGCCCCGGCUGGAGGGGGAGAAGGCUCGACUCGUCAGUCCCGUUUUCAGCGUCGCUCCCAAAAAUCCCUACGGAGCCACCAACACGGCCUACUGCUUCAGCUUCUACUAUCACAUGUAUGGACAGCACAUAGGAAGUUUGAACGUUUACCUGAGGCUCAAAGGCCAGACUGCCAUAGAAAACCCCUUGUGGUCCUCGAGUGGGAAUAAGGGACAGCACUGGAACCAAGCCCGGGUGAACAUCAACCCCCCCACCUCAUUCCAGCUCAUCUUUGAAGGGAUCCGUGGCCCUGGAAUCGAAGGGGACAUUGCUAUUGACGAUGUGUCCAUUGUGGAAGGAGAGUGCAUGAAAUCAGACCAACCGGCCAACAAUCUACGAUCAGGUGCUGUCGGGCCAUUAGCACAUAUACGACUUCUCCCACUCCUCAUCCUCAUGUCUGUCUUAAGUCAUCAGAGGUGACCUUAUCCUGGCAGAGGCUACAAAAGAUUCACCAGGCACUGGCAUGAAGAAAGAGUCUUUGUAAAAUGGACAUUUCCAAACAAACUACCAAAGAUUCCUCCACUGACUGACUCGAAAGUUAAAUAAAUACGUAAAUAAAUAAUUUAAAAAAAUUUUAAAAAAAGCAGAUUAAGAAAGCACUGGGGACUUGAAAAGGCAUCACGGGAGUGGAACUCACUAAGAACCAAGCUUGAGACCGAGAUCUGGCCCAAGUAAGGAAGAGACCUUCAGGUGCUUUUGUGGUCACUGAUGAAUUCAGCAUCAUCUGGUUGAACUCUCGGCAAAGAGCUCUAGAAACCCUUGUCAAAGCACAAAGUCAUGGCUGGUUUUGUUUCAAAUGAAUCGUUUGCUUGUUACCAUGGAAACCGAAUGGCCUGCCAAAAAAAAAAAAAAGAGGAAGGAGAGAGAGAGAGGAAAUACAAACACAGAGAGAGAGAGAAACACCUCACUGUAAACAGGGUACGUGAAGAGCUGGCGUUCAUUUUCCCUUCCCGAAGGUUUUCAGCGUAGAGUUAAACAAAUGUCGGCCCUUUCUACUUCGGCUGUCACCUCCCCUUGAGGACAACCCGGAAUCGGAGCUGUUUGCAGACAUUCCCGUUUCAUUCCUCACGGCUCUGCUUGGUGACUGUGUGCUGUCUCCUUUUGCAUGCAUUCCCACCCAGGCUGUGCCACCUGGGCUUACAUUUGUCACAGGCUUCCCUGGGAGUUUGCUCGCGGCCGCUGGAAGAUCCCUCUCCCCUCCCCACCGGAGUCAUCAGCUCUACGGAAGUGAAGAAACCAAACCACCGUCUUUUAUAAAUUGCCAUGGAAACCAAGUGCCUUCAAUGAAACAAGCCUGAUUUCAAAAAAAACAAAAAGACAAAAAAACCGAACAAAAUAUAUAUAUAUAUAUAUAUAUAUAAAUAUAUAUAUAUAAAAAAUAAAAAAAAAAGAUAAUAAAUGUAAUAACGAUGAUUUCAACGCGGAAGCUUUGCACCGCUGAAAACGUGGGCUGUGCAAAGUCUUUUCUAAACAAACUCUGGAGCCUGGGUGUGCAGGCAAGGAGACGGAGCCGCUUCUGGAGAAGGAUGGAUGGACCUAAGCUGCUGUGGAAAGCCUUUGGGAUGAGAUCCGUGCUGUGUGACCUUCCAGACAGCCUUGGCCUUUCAGCUUCUUAUCCAUUCGGAACAGCUCCCGGCGGUGCUGCCCACGGGAGCAGCACUUCUUGUUGUCGUUGUCGUCGUCGUUUCAGGUUCUCCAGUGGGUCAACCAGAGGAACAAAGGUGGUUCAGACACACACUUGGUGCAGAAGGUGGUGAAACACAGGAUGAUUUUCUUACUCUCCCCCUCCGUUGGGAUGGCUCCCGACAUCUGGAGCUCCGGACGCUCCGAGGGGGCUCUGCCUCUGCCCCGGAGCCAGACUUGGUGCAGAGGGCGAAAGAUUAUUUUGUUAUUGUAGCGAAAUUCAAAAAAACAAACAAACAAGAAAAAAAGUAUAAAAAAAAAAAAUUAAAAAUAAUCCACUUUUACAAGGAAAAAAAAAAUAAAUAAAAGCUGUACAAAAUGGGUUCGAGCUACCCGAACACGUGCCGGUUUUCCACUGCAUUGUAAAGUUCCCUUCCAGUUGGUUAUGAAAUUUGAAGACCUUUUUCCUUAAAUUAGCUCAGCUUUUAACUUCAUUUAAAAAAAAAAAAAGACUUUUGUCUAAAGAAGAGUAUUAUUAUUAUUAUAAUUAUAAUAAUUAUUAUUAUUAUUAUUCUGUGUUCUCUCGACACCCUAGGAUUAAAAGCAAAACCUGAUAUGCAAAUAAUUGGAGUACAAACGUGAAAACAAACAAAAGAUGAGUAUAAUAAUUGCAAAUAUGAGUAUAAAAAGCACAACGAGAUGCAGUAAAACAAUGACAAGGCUUGAUUUUUUUUAUUCUGUAGAGAAAUGUUUGUGCAAAUUCAGUAAUUCCACUGAAGAGAUAAUUUUCCAGCUCUGUUCAAUAAAGCCUCUUUCCAGGUAAGGCA
This is a messenger RNA of Serinus canaria (Common canary), 4975 nucleotides long. RefSeq names its product MAM domain containing glycosylphosphatidylinositol anchor 2 (gene MDGA2). Gene Ontology annotation, molecular function: protein binding. The transcript is spliced from 17 exons. Gene Ontology annotation, cellular component: plasma membrane. Lineage: Eukaryota; Metazoa; Chordata; Aves; Passeriformes; Fringillidae. Gene Ontology annotation, biological process: homophilic cell-cell adhesion. Bases 75 to 2945 code for a protein of 956 amino acids. The record is from RefSeq and is a predicted model, not a curated record.